Lathyrus sativus (Indian pea) is the source of this 606-nucleotide messenger RNA. The record is from the annotation of a GenBank genome assembly. NCBI's taxonomy places the organism in Eukaryota, Viridiplantae, Streptophyta, Magnoliopsida, Fabales, Fabaceae.
AUGGAUCAUGUGAGAAAUGAUCAACCUUCUACCUCUACAAACAAAGUUGAAAGAAGACUUGUGGAGAAAAACAGAAGAAAUCAGAUGAAGAUUCUCUACACCAAACUCAACUCUCUUCUCCCUAACUAUAACCCCAAGGAGUUGCCGUUGGCGUUACCGGACCAAGUGGAAGAAGCCAUAAACUACAUUAAGAGUUUAGAGGCAAAUGUGAAGAUGGCUGAGGAGAAGAAAGAGAGAUUGUUGAUGGAGAAGAAGAAAAGAUCGCGUGAAUGUUGUUUUGGUGUCCCGAAAUCGCCAUGUUUCGAAAUUCAUGAAUUUGGUUCUUCGCUGCAAGUGGUUCUUACGUGUGGUUUAGAUAAUCAGUUCAUUUUCUAUGAAAUAAUUCGUGUGUUGCAUGAAGAGAAUGUCGAUGUCAAGAGUGUCAAUUCCUCGACUGUUGGAGAUAAUUCAUUCCUACAUGUCGUGCAUGCUGAGAUUCCUCAGAAUUAUGUUCAAUUUGGAGCGACAAAAGUGAGUGAAAGAUUGAAAAGAUUUGUGAGUGGAUCAUCAAUACAGCCUCAUGACUUCUGGGAUUUUGAAAUUGGAAAUGAUGUGUGGAGUUUUUAG